Messenger RNA from Penicillium arizonense, 165 nucleotides. RefSeq lists its product as uncharacterized. The coding region runs from base 1 to 165 and encodes 54 amino acids. The transcript is spliced from 2 exons. The record is from RefSeq and is a predicted model, not a curated record. NCBI's taxonomy places the organism in Eukaryota, Fungi, Ascomycota, Eurotiomycetes, Eurotiales, Aspergillaceae.
AUGCAUGUUGCCAGUCAUGGCUCUGAGUAUGUGACAUGGGAAUGGAUAUAUGACAAGAAACCCUCAGAAGAGAACAUCCUGUCUCCAGCUUGUCCUGAUUAUGUCGAAUUCGGCCCAUUCAUACCCACAGAUGAUGAUGACGCUUCGAGUGAGCAAGGCAACUAA